Messenger RNA from Penicillium taxi, 1857 nucleotides. RefSeq lists its product as uncharacterized. Gene Ontology annotation, cellular component: mitochondrion. Gene Ontology annotation, biological process: mitochondrion organization. Bases 1 to 1857 code for a protein of 618 amino acids. The record is from RefSeq and is a predicted model, not a curated record. The transcript has 2 exons. Lineage: Eukaryota; Fungi; Ascomycota; Eurotiomycetes; Eurotiales; Aspergillaceae. Gene Ontology annotation, molecular function: zinc ion binding.
AUGGACGGACCGCCACCACCUCCUCCGCCGCAUGGUGAAAAGCCCCAGACCACCGACGGUGAAUACCGAAAAUCAUCCGAUCUGCCGCAAGGCAACUACGAUAUCUUUAUUGUCCCACCCCACUCCGCCGGUGCUGGCUUCGUCUAUCUCCCCUCUCUGCAAUGCAACCAAAACAGUUUCAUCGCUGGCGUCGCCAGUACGCUGUUAGUGGUUGCGUUAUGGUCCAUUAUCUCUCCGAUAUUCAGAUCGUGGUACAUUGCGACUUUCUACCCUAGCCCCAUCCUUGGUGGUGGCAGUAACAUAGUUCUGAUCUCGAGUAUUGGAUUUGGUGUUGCUGGGUGCAUAUUCGGCGCAUUCCAGUGGAAAGUGGGCCGUGGAAGUGGGUUUGAUGAGGGUAAAGGAUCCAACCCCAAACCCCAAUCAUCAGGCCAUCGCCAUGAUGAAUCAAACUUCCAUAGUCACCAGCAACAACACCAACAGGACAGUGGGAAUUUCAAUCAGCAAUCAAAAGAAGACCAACAUCAGGAUGCCUCCGAAAAAGGUCCAAAUGAUGCCGAGAGGGAGAGGGAGCGCGAGCGCGAGCGUGAGCGUGAGCGUGAGCGGGAAGAAGCAAAGCGCAAAGAGGAGCUUCGUAAAAAGAUGGAUGAAUUCAAGCGCAAGCGAGAGGCAGAGGCAAAGGAGAAGGAGAGAGCACGCGAAAGAGAAAAAAUGGAGAAGGAGCUAAAAGAACGCCAGGCCCACGAGCGUUUGGAGAAGGAAGCUUUCGAAGCUCGCGUUAAACAAGCGAAGGAAGUUGCCGAAGCCCGUGCCAAGGCGGCAAAGGCUGUCGCUGAGGCAAAGGCAGAAGCCGCAAGGCUGGCAGCAGAGGCAGAGGAGAGGGCUGCCAAAGACGCGGCAGAGAAGGAAGCUGCAGCAAAGGCUGCGGCCCAGAAGGAGGCCAUGGCUAAGUUCGCUGCUCUCAAAGAGGCAGCAACAAAGCGGUACGCAGAGAAGAAGGCGGAAGAGGAAAGGGAGAACGCAAAGGCCAAAGCUGCAAGCGCGAAGACACCGAGUGCAUCGAGUCCUCGAACACCUUCGCCCACGAAACCGCCGCCUUUCCCAACCGCGAGAACAACCGUUGAAGAUGACGACCAGACAUAUGUCUUUCGGCCUUACGAUCGACCUCGGAGGCCAUAUGCAGGCUCAUCGGCUUACUCCGAAUCAUCAUAUGCCCCAUCUCAGUCAACAGCUCGUACAACACCUCCCCCAUCAAAUCGGGGUACAUACUCUACGAAGGAUCCUGACAAAAUCGUAAUUCAGGGUGUGUACGCCUUCAACAAUGCCUUCAACAAAACGCCGGUCGCCCAACUCGUCUCCGGCCAAGGCAUGGUGACAGACGGCCUCGUGCUGCGCAUCACAACAGAAGGCUUGUUCAUCGACGACGAAGUCCGCGGAGUUGGACAGCGUGAGUGGGACGUCAAGGCAUGGACGCUCAAGCUGGCUGAGGUGUGGUGUCCCCAAAUGGGCCCUAACAGCUCCAAGCCAGGCUCCAGCAACCCCUUCUCUUUCCGCCGAGGUACGCAAGUGCCCACUAACGAAGAAUCCGAGGCACUCAUCGUCAAUCUGCUCAAGGUCUGCAAGAACAGCUGCCGUCUAGCAUCCCCAAGCAAAAGUUCUGCAGGCCUCCACAUCCUCCGUGCCAGUGUACGGGACCAAGAAGGUAAGCAGUAUGUUUUCGUACUGCCAGAUACUGAAGCCUGGAAGGUAGCUAUCGGUCUUCAGCGUAUUCGCGCCGGUGCUCUCGUUCGCUCUAUGGGUGUCUCCGCCAUGGCUGUUCCUGAGUGCAAGAGGAUCCUAGGUGAGCUUGGAUAUAUGUGA